Molecule: messenger RNA, 4922 nt
Organism: Syngnathus acus (greater pipefish)
Lineage: Eukaryota; Metazoa; Chordata; Actinopteri; Syngnathiformes; Syngnathidae
Gene: sytl5
Product: synaptotagmin-like 5
Biological process (GO): exocytosis; intracellular protein transport
Cellular component (GO): plasma membrane; exocytic vesicle
Molecular function (GO): small GTPase binding; phospholipid binding; neurexin family protein binding
Source: RefSeq, a predicted model, not a curated record
CAUUUACAGAGGUCUAGACAAGCUGUGUGAAGCUUCAAGGAUGCUGAUGCCUGUGAGGAAACAAAAGCGUGCAGUGAAUUAAAAGUCGGCGUCUAUUUCCGUGCGGCUUCCCCGCUCGGUUGAUUCCACCGGCUGCGUGUAGACCCGAGGUCAGCGAUGGAUGUGGCCGACGACCUGAACCUCUCCUUUCUGCUGGAACACGAGCGAGAUAGCAUCCUGAGGGUGCUGCAAAAGGACGAGAAGCUGAGGAAGCGAGAGGAGAAGAGGAUACGGAAGUUGAAGAACGAGCUACUGGAGAUCAAACGUAAAGGCUCCGGCUCACGUGAGUCGGCGGAGCGUCAGUGCGCCCGCUGCGUCAAAACGCUGGGCCUAAUCUUCCGAGCCGGCGAGCUAUGCGACGAGUGCCAGCAACGCGUGUGCUACGCGUGCCGGAGUUUCAACUCCAAAGCAAAGCCAGUGGAGGGUAACGUGUGUGCUAAGAUCUCGGAGUUGAAGGUGGUGACGGGCGAGUGGUUCCUGGAGGAGCGAUCAAAGCGCUUUGAGCACAAACUGUUGCGCAGUGACGUGGUUAAGCAACAAUGUGUUUUAUCCCAAGCCACAGAGGAUAGAAAGUCCCAGGAGAACGUGGCACUCCGUCCUGAGACGGGAAGGGCUGAUACACCAAAUCCAGCAAGAAAAAACGGCAUCGGCGGCCUCAACAUCAAAUCUGCUUCAGACGGAGACGCUCACAGCGUGCGAAGCGUUUUACUCCGCUCCAAGUUAUCUUUCAAGCAGCAAAGAUACACCUGCAGUACUCAACGAUCGACGAAUCCGAAACUCUUGACAAAUACUCCCCCGCCAGCAGCAACCGGAGGGUCAGGCCUGACGGAGCAGAAAGUGUUUUCCAGCUUCCACUCCAGCGGCAGCGCGCCCGAGAAGAAAGCCGCGGGAAAUCAUGGCUACGGCACUCCGACCAUUUCCGUGUCCCAGGCUUCGGUAUCAUCGGAUCACAGUCGCUCCGACAUGGACCUUCCCACCGCAGGUUCAGAAAUCAGUGACGACACCAUGAGCCUCAGAAGCCGCUCUGUGCCAGGUCUCAAUGGGACGGAGUUCUCCGACCAGGACGCAGAGGAAGACAUCGACGCCCUGAUGUCAGCCCACAGUCAGACAGCAGGACGCCACCUCAGCAAUGCCGUGUCCACGUCUUCCACCCCUGCCUCAGAGAGGAGGUGGGCCUUCCUCAAUGUCCCCGACUCAGAUGCUGAGACAAGUAGCAUCAGCAGUAUGAUGAGCAUGUACAGCGAGACGGGUGACUAUGGCAACGCCCGCGUCAGUGGCGAGAUCCUGUUGAACAUCAGCUACAACUACAAGACGGGCGCUCUCAAUGUUCUGGUCAAAGAGUGCCACAACCUGGCUACAGGGGACGAGAGGAGGCAACGCACUGAUGCUUAUGUGAAGACGUACCUGCUGCCGGACAUGUCCCGCCAAAGCAAGAGGAAGACAGGCAUCAAAGCCAACACCAUCAAUCCCGUUUUUAACGAGAACCUGAGGUAUGUGAUCAGCCACUCGCAGCUGGAAACGCGUACCUUGCAAGUGUCGGUGUGGCACCACGACCGAUUUGGACACAACAGCUUCCUGGGAGAAGUAGAGCUGACUUUUGACUCCUGGGAGUUCGAUUCCCAAAUAGAUGAGUGGUUCAGUCUGCAGCCCAAGCUGGAGAGCAGCAUCGAUGCUACCAUGCAGUACAAGGGAGAACUGACUGUGGUGCUGAAGUACAUUCCUGCAGAGAAAAAUCUCAUGUUGCCUCUGGACCAAGUACAAGUUAAGAAAGGCUUCCUGAAAGGCAAGAAGAAGAGCACCUUCACGCCACCCAAAGGGGGCAUGGUUGAGCUGCUAGUCAAGGGAGCCAAAAAUUUAACUGCUGUCAAGUCUGGAGGAACGUCUGAUCCUUUUGUCAAAGGUUACCUGCUCCCGGACAGCCAAAAGUCCACCAAGCACAAGACAGCGGCGGAGCGUCGGACGGUGAACCCGCAUUGGAAUCACACUUUCACAUACUGCGGUUUGCAGCCAGGAGACCUCAACAAUGUGUGUCUGGAGCUCACCGUGUGGGACAAGGAGGCCCUGGCCAGCAAUAUCUUCCUGGGCGGAGUCAGGCUGGGGGCCGGGACAGGCACAAGUUACGGGAACGAAGUGGACUGGAUGGACUCGUUUGGGGAGGAGCAGCGGCUGUGGCAGCGCAUGAUUGAAAAUCCCGAAGUCCCCCAGGAGUGUACGCUCAUGCUGAGGUCCAGCAUGCGCAAACGCACCACAUACACCGCAUGAGCCCGAAUGGAUUACAAACACAAGACGUGUUUCCACCAAGUAGUACAGUACAGCUUGGAACAAUAAAACCCCAUCUGGCUUGUAAUCAGACCAUGUUGCACAACUCGGUUUUGUCUUAGACUCCAACUUGAGAGUCUCUCACGCAGAGAUGUUGCGAAAUUUUUGCACAGAACCUGCGGAAGGCGGGAACUGCCGCAUCUGUGGGAAAAAAAAGUCAUGCAAAAACAAAAUGAUCAGCCAAUAGAAGAGAAAAAAUAAUUGCUUGGCAAGCUUGGGUUGUCUGGAAAGGAGGGCUGGAUUUGUCAUCAUUGUGGAGCCUCAUUUUAUAUACUUGGCAAUUUUAUUUUAUCAGGAUUGUUAAUACAAUUCUCUGUAGUGUCAAAAGACAAUUUAUUCCUCUUUGCAGGAUUUUUUUUUUUAGCUAUCCUCAAAAACCUCGUGGUGUCUUAAAAGUAGUGUAUUUACUGUAUACUACCAUUGUAGCAUGUUGGGAAAAAAAAGUCACAACGACAAAUUAUAUUUAUAUUUUUGGUGUUUCUUAUUGUAAAUUAAAACCUCGUUAUAAAAUCUUGUUAGAAUAUUAAGAUUUUAAAGAGAAUGAAUGCUUGCUAGCAAAGACCGAAAAAAGUAUUUUGCCGAUAUUUACUCUUAGUUUGAGUUUGUUCUGUAGUGUAGAUGUGUCACAAUGUCCGCACACAUUUGUGCAUCAGAGCUCACUAACCAGAAGGAACCUGAGACUUACCCAAAUUAGCUUUUUUAUACAGGAUCCAGCAAAAGUGGGAUUAUUGCCACAAUUAUGUACGAUUGCGCACACCACCAGGCAAUCAGAUCACAUCGCCACAUCAGCACAAUAGCAGCAGAGUGGUAUUUUACUACCAUUUUUUUUCUCCAAAAUUGUGUGCACUUUCACACAGGGACUUGCAGGAAGAAGUCCACAGUCCUGGGAAACCUUAUGUGAAACAUGAACAAAAACAAAGUGUCCACUAUUUUGGUACACAUCACUUGUAAGAGUGCAAACCCUAAAAAUACAUAACCUUUCUAAUUGUACUGCUUGUUGGAAAUGGGCCAAAAGAACGACGUUACAAGAAACGAGCGCAUCUCUUUCCAGUGUCACUCUUUCUCCCCAGUGCGGAACAACCGGUCAUGCCUUACGCUCGGAUCUAACCCACUGCGCUUUUUAAAAAACUUCCAAACAAGAAACACAAUGCAGUGUUGGGUCUGGUUUUAAGCACAUCCAGAUGGGAUUUGUGCGUUUGAAUUAUUUUUAGCAUGUAGAUGGCUAUCAGUCUUUUUUCAAAUACAAGACAUGAGUCAAAGCACUGAUAAAUGUUGGUGAUGAAUACCCUUGUCAUCAAGCUAUUUUUGCUGUGAAGCACAUCCUUGCAAGUAUAAUGAGUAAAAGUGUUUAGUUAAUGACAUUCUCUCUCGCUAAGAUAGUAUUCCGUUUCUGAAAAGCUCUUCAACAGUAAAGUAGCGACAAUAAAUGCAAAUACAGCGGUGCCUUGAUUUACGAAUGGCCCAGUUUUUCAAAUUACGAGUCUUUUUUUUUUUUUUCCUUUCUACAAGCUAGCCUGAGAAAAACAAACUGGAAUGCUUACAUUUUUUAGGCAAUUUUUUUGCACAUGCUUAAAUGUAUUUAACUAGUGUAAUCAUUUUUGAACAUUUCAGAACCAGCCCAAAUACUAACUCCCCUAAAAGGCAUAUCCAACACAUGAAUAUAUACUACAGUAUGUGUAUACGGUAAUCACCCUUGAUAAACCCAUUUUAUUUCUUUGCAUUCUCUUUUCAUUUAUUUUAUGUUAUUUUUAUUCAAUACGGGUGUGUUUUUUGUUUGACACAAUAAAAUUGUGUAUUAUUUCUUAGUGGAAUGGUUCAAUAGAAAUUGACUAAGGGUACAACUGAUUUGAUACAUGGCUCGUAAGUCAAGGUACAAUCGUGAAAUGUUUGGUACCAAAGUUGUAGACGAAUCCAACUUUCGGUUGGUGCGUCAGCUUCCUCGUCAUCUUAGCAUGUUAAAGUUAGCAUUUAGCUCAAAGCACCACCGUGCCUGUAACACACAAGCUCCCCUGGUGCAGUGUACAUAGCAUGACUUGUCUCGACCAUUAAAUUGCAAUUCAUUGUAAUUCAUUGAAAAAAAGAUUCAUUUGAUGCCUGCUUUGAAAAAAAUAUUUAUCUGGCCAAAUUAAGUAAGCACUUGACUUCCAGCUUUGAUGUAAAUGUAGAUAACACUGUAUCAGUGUGACCAGUGUGCUGCAUGCUCGUAGAGGGAAAUAUGAACAAAAGAGCAUACAGGAAAUUGAGCACUGAUAAUCACCUCCAUCAUUGCUUGACUCUGAUGGUGGCGCUUCCAUCGUAGGGGCUCACCACAAAAACAUGUCACCAAAGGAAUGCUGUAUAAGCCUUUUCCUAUGAUACUAAUGAAUGCCAGUGUGCGUGUGUGUGUGUAUACCAUUCCAGCACUACUACUACUAAUGUGCAACACGAUUUUAGAUGACAAGCUUGUGCAAAACCCGCCUGCCGACUUUUGACGUACAGUAUGUGUUAUCGUGUCUCAUGUUUCCGACGUGCCCAACCAAUUUCAUCAAAAUAUUUUGAAAAUAAAACUAUUACCUUUUCACGGA